Messenger RNA from Portunus trituberculatus (swimming crab), 510 nucleotides. RefSeq lists its product as uncharacterized. Gene Ontology annotation, molecular function: nucleic acid binding. The coding region runs from base 1 to 510 and encodes 169 amino acids. Lineage: Eukaryota; Metazoa; Arthropoda; Malacostraca; Decapoda; Portunidae. The record is from RefSeq and is a predicted model, not a curated record. The transcript has 2 exons. Gene Ontology annotation, biological process: DNA integration.
AUGCCUGACAGCACGACGGAGUGUACGGCCGCCCACUUCCUCUCGGGGUGGGUGUCAAACUUCGGGGCGCCGGUCACCAUCAUCACCGACCAGGGGGUGCAGUUCGAGUCUCACGCCUGGGGUGAGCUCAUGGCCUUCCUCGACACGUCGCGCCAACGCACCACAGCCUAUCAUCCACAGGCCAACGGGAUGGUGGAGCGCUUUCACCGGCGUCUCAAGGAGGCGAUUCGUGCCUCCCCCCCAUCCUGGGCCACGGAGAAGGAGAACUUGCAUCACACGCCGGCGGAGCUGGUCUACGGGGAGGACUUGAGGCUUCCUGGCCAAUUCGCAGCACUUGGGCCGCCCGCGGGACACGCUCUGGCCUUCCUUCCGGUGUUGCGACAGGCUAUGGCGAACCUCCGGCCAACUCCUCCUCGUCCACCCCCCUCCCGCCCCACUCACUUCCCGGCGGACCUUCGUGACGCGGCAGCUGUCUUCCUGAGGACUGGCGCUACCACAGGUUCUCUUUAG